Messenger RNA from Quercus robur (English oak), 1352 nucleotides. RefSeq lists its product as uncharacterized. The record is from RefSeq and is a predicted model, not a curated record. The coding region runs from base 214 to 1134 and encodes 306 amino acids. NCBI's taxonomy places the organism in Eukaryota, Viridiplantae, Streptophyta, Magnoliopsida, Fagales, Fagaceae. The transcript has 4 exons.
UGAAAAAAUAAAAUGGAACCCAUUACUUGUUUGGCUGCCAAACAAGUGCACCUGUUUUCUGUUUUCUGUUUUCAAUUAUACUCCUUAUAAAUCACCCAAAUCAAAGCAAAGGAAACCCUACUUGGUGUCGAAGCUCACUCAGUCGCCAAAAAGUAGGGUCAUUGGUGGAUCUGCAGUGAUUUCUGAACUUCAAGCCGUACAAGGUGAUCAUGGAUGGCACAUGAAUUGAAUGAGGCGGAAGACCUCAAACUAUGGCCUACUGCGAUUGAAAAGUUGUUUAUAGAUAUUAUGGUCGAAGAACAAGCGAAAGGGAACAUGAAAACUGGUGUUUUUAAGAAGAGAACUUGGACAAAAAUUCGAAAUGAACUCAAUGCACGAGCUAAUCGGUGCUUUGUCAUGCAACAACUUGAGACAAAAUUUGAUAGGCUCAGAACAAAACACGAGGCCAUUUAUCAAGAUUUACGAAAUACUGGAAUGGGUUGGGAUUUUAAGACAAACACGGUUAUUGCCAGUGAUGAAGUUUGGGCAGAUGUACUUGCGGAAAAUCCCAAGGCCAAGGACUUUUGGAAAAACAGAUGUGAACACUAUCAUUUGCUAAGAAUACUGUUCAACAAAAUUACUGCCACCGGUUUCUUCCAAAUUUCCUCAAACCAAGCAGCUCCAAAUAGUGAUGAAGAGCGUGAGCUAGAUAAGAAGUUUCGCAAUGCUGGAUUACAUGCUGACCUGGAUGAUGAUAGUGAUGAUGACACAAACAAUGUCCCAAGGGGUCAUGAGCACACCACACGUGGUAAGAAACGUCCAAUGCAACAAGAAUGGUCUAACGGGAAGAAGACUGCUAAGAAAAUGGAUGAACUUACACAGGGACUCCGGGACUAUACUGAACUAUGUAGGGCAAGGUUACAAGCUAGGCAGGCUAAGGCUAGCACUAAGAAAUCUAGUAAAUCUGUCACCACUGAUGAUAAGUUUUCUCUUGAGAAAGCUUUUGGGAUGCUCAAUGAGUACACAGACCUGGAUGAUGAUACCUAUUUUAAGGUACAAGAGGAACUCUGUAAUUUGAAUAGUAGAAUUGUCUUCAUUACAAUGCCAGAUAAAAGGAAGAAAACAUGGAUGGAGUUUAUUGCAAAAAGAAUCUGAUUGACCAACGGUUGUCCUUUCAUUUUUGUGUCAUAGCUAACUAUUAUGAUUUGGCUACAAUAUCUGGCGAAAGUGAGGAAGUAUUUGAUAGUUGAAACCUUUUGAGAUAUUUGUAUGCUUCACUUUGUUAUGUAUAGAGUCACUAUGACAAAAGGUUAAUGCGUACUAGUAUUUUGUCUAGGAGUGAUUAUAUGAAUGAAGUACUCUUUGGAAGUCUA